This is a messenger RNA of Ictalurus furcatus (blue catfish), 3165 nucleotides long. RefSeq names its product protein phosphatase 1, regulatory subunit 15B. NCBI's taxonomy places the organism in Eukaryota, Metazoa, Chordata, Actinopteri, Siluriformes, Ictaluridae. The record is from RefSeq and is a predicted model, not a curated record. Gene Ontology annotation, biological process: response to endoplasmic reticulum stress. Gene Ontology annotation, molecular function: protein phosphatase regulator activity. Gene Ontology annotation, cellular component: endoplasmic reticulum; protein phosphatase type 1 complex. Bases 654 to 2081 code for a protein of 475 amino acids. The transcript is spliced from 3 exons.
GAAGUAGAUGAAAAUAUGCUGAAAAUUCCGAAGCAAAUAAAUAGUGUAUUAACCAACUGAAAAAAUAAAAGUGAGAAUAUGCGAAGAAUUCCGUGCUGAUUAUACAAAUUUAACGAACACAUUAAAAACUAAAAAUGUAAUUGCCUAUUAAAAUGAAGCUAAGAAAUCUGUGCUGAUUAUACAAAUUUAAUUAACACAUUGCAAAAAUUAUUAGCACACUAAAAAUACACAUUUAAUUAGCACAACAACAAAAAAAAUAAUCCACUGGCUACAAAAUGCAUUAAAUCUCAGGAAGGCACGUGAGCUAGCGUUCUCUCUCUCUCUCUCUCUCUCUCUCACACACACACACACACACACUAUGGGCGUGGUUAACUGCAAAUUAAGGAAAUAUUUCAACAUGUACACCACCGCGGUCGAAGAGAGUGAAUGACAAGUGAUGGCUGUUGUAAGUGACUGAUCUAUGAAGUUGUUAAAGACAACACUUUAAAAAAACAUGGCUUGAAAUAAUAUUUUUUGCUCGAAGUUAUUAGCAUUUUCUCGAGAGAGAAAAUGUGCUUUUUGAAGAUUCAAAACCAAACGACAGGGUGCUUUGUGGAAAGCUCCGCCAGGGAGGACUAUCAGAACACCUGACCAUUUUUCGCUGCGGAAAGAACAUGAAAAGCGUGCUUGGAAAGGCGAGAGAGCGAAGCGCGAUGCAGCGCUUCAGCCACAGUGGCAUGGCGCUUUUACCGUGGACCAGACAGAUCCUGACAGUACUGUGGGAAAACGUCCGCUUAAUGCUUCAAGUCAUCUGCUGCAGCUUAAUGGCAGUUUUCCAGAUGUUCAGGUUUGAACUUCACCUGCGCAUCACAGAUGACACAGGAGAACAUAUUCAGCACAUGACGAAUGCCCAUGGUGAUACCGAAGGUUUUCUCCUGUCAUCACUGUUUGAAAGUAACAAGAAUGUUGUAGUGGCAGGUCCAAAUCCGCUGUCAAGGUUUAACAAGGAUCCUUUCAACCUAAAUUCACAUUCCAGGUCUGUCCUGUCCAGUCUUGUGAAUGACGAUCUCUGCUGCUCAUUGGUGGACAAUUUAGUAUCUUGUGCAACUGAGUGUCUCAAUGAAAAUGAAGAUGUAUGUGUAGGAGAGCAGUUUGGCUGGAAGCACAGGUUUGACUGGAAUUUUCAUACAGGUUUAGAGGGUAGAGUAGAUGAAGAAUGUCUACCAACUCUUUAUGGAAAUGAGGUUCAGAAACAGAGCGAUUGUUGUACAGGAGUGGAAUGUAAUUGGUCAAGGUUAAAUUUCAAAAGUCAAAGUUCAGAUAGCGAGUUCAGCUGGGGUAGCUCAGAUAGUUCUUCCAUAGAUAGAGAGCGAGAGGACAGUGAUGGGCUCUGGGAUCUUCUUAGGUGUUCCAAUGAUCCAUACCACCCACUGCACUUCACAGCAUGUAUGUCCAGUGCAGUUGCUAAUAGACAGAGAACACAACCAGGAUCAAGUCUGCAAAGAAAUGAUUUCACAUCAACACCAUCUAGUGUGUUCUGUUUCUCAGAUUCUAGUGAGCAAGGAAACACUGAGACUGUCAACUCGGAAGAUGAAGAAGAGGCAUUGUGGAAGUCUCUGUCUUGGGAUGAUGACCCUUACCACCCAUUGAAUUUUAGAGCUCCUCUCAGCAGUGCACACACAUUUACAGACUCCCAUGAGAAAGGCCCUAAAACAUCCAGAGACUCCACAAGCACUAGAUGUCCCAAGCCAAUUUUGAUGCAAAGGCAAGUUUUCAGUCACCGGUGUCCUCAGAUGUGUGUGGAGAAGCCAGAUAAAGUGCCCUGGAAAAGGCCCAUAAAUAAGACUGUUGAUGCCAGCAUGACAAAGAAAAUUUCUACUGUGAAAAGGGUGAAAUUCUCUCCAGUUGUACAAAUUCACAAGAUGAGAGCUUGGUCGUUUGCUCUUCAAGCAUGCCGUAAGGGGCCAUGGGAGGAGCACGCUCGGGAUAGGGACCGUUUCCAGAGGAGAAUUUUGGAAACAGAGCAGGCCAUCGGAUAUUGUUUCAUGCGGUCACACAGAGAUAAGUUUUUUAUCUAUCACCAAAGUACACUAACCAAAUAAGCAUAUUCAUAACAACUCUGUUGUGUUGCGCACACAUUUUUCAGGCUCAAGUCUGUUAACAAAUCUAAAUAUUUUCUUUACAGUGCCUUGUAGACUAGUAACAAAUGAAAGUAACAGUGUGACAGCUGUUUUACCAUAAAUGUAGCUGGCAUACAGUCAGGUCCAUAAAUAUUUGGACAGUAACACAAUUAUUGUAAUUUUGCCUCUGUACACCACAAUGUAUGUGAAAUUAAUCAAUCAAGAUGUAAUUGAAGUGUAGACUUUCAGCUUUAAUUCAAGAGGUUUAACAAAAAUAAAUGGAAUCCCUCCAUUUUCACAGGCUCACAAGUAAUUGGACAAACUAACAAACAUAAAUAUUACGAUUAUUUUUCAUUCUUGGAUGCAAAUCCUUUGCAGUAAGGGACUGUCUGAUAUCUGGAACCCAUGGACAUCACCAAAUGGUGAGUUUUCUCCCUUGAGAUGCUUUUCCAGGCCUUUACUGCAGCUGCCUUCAGUAGCUGCAUGUUUGUGGAUCUUUCUGUGAGUUUUGUCUUCAGUAAGUGAAAAGCAUGCUCAAUUGGGUUGAGGUCAGGUGAAUGACCCAGCCAUUUAUGAACAUUCCAUUUAUUUGCCUUAAGAAGCUCUUUGGUUGCUUUUGCAGUACAUUUUGCAUCAUUAUCCAUCUGUGAAGUGCCAUCCAAUCAGUUUUGCGGCAUUUGAAUGAAUCUGAGCAGAAAGUAUAGUUCUAUACAUUUCAGAAUUCAGCAGUCACAUCAUCAAUAGACACCAAUGACCCAGUUCCAUUGACAGCCAUACAUGCCCAUGCCAUAACAGUUCCUCCACUAUGUUUGACAGAUGAUGUGGUAUGCUUUGGAACACAAGCCCUUCCUUUCCUUCUUCACUCUUCUCUUCCCAUAAUUCUGGUACAAGUUAAUCUUGUGUCAGAACUGUAUUUACAUUUAUGAAGGCAUCACUUGAUUGUAGAUUUUUGAUAUGAUACAGACAGUGAUACACAUACCUCCUCCAGAGUGUUCUUGACUUGGCUAGGUGUUGUGAAGGGGUUUUUCUUCAACAAGGAAAGAAUACUGUGAUCAUCCACUUUAGU